Molecule: messenger RNA, 1803 nt
Organism: Paramormyrops kingsleyae
Lineage: Eukaryota; Metazoa; Chordata; Actinopteri; Osteoglossiformes; Mormyridae
Gene: oxsm
Product: 3-oxoacyl-ACP synthase, mitochondrial
Biological process (GO): fatty acid biosynthetic process
Cellular component (GO): mitochondrion
Molecular function (GO): 3-oxoacyl-[acyl-carrier-protein] synthase activity
Source: RefSeq, a predicted model, not a curated record
GUGUCUGAUGAGUUAAACGUGUAGUGGCUUUGCGUAACCGUCGUCUGCCUAAUCUAAAUGGUUUUAUGACACCACAGUGAAUGUCAACAUGCAUGUCGUUUUAUUGUCACGCUGGGAAAAGUUGCUUAUGAAAUUACCCAAGUCAAAACUCUUAAACGCAAAGGCUUUCAUGUGUAUGAACUCCCACGUGAGGCACUUCAGCGCGCCCCCUCCUGCCAGGUCACGGAGGCGUGUGGUAAUCACGGGGAUAGGACUCGUCUGUCCCCUUGGGUCCGGGACCACUAUACCCUGGGAGCGCUUGAUCCGUAGCGAGAGUGGAAUAAUCAGUCUGGACCCAGAGGAAUACAGGACUGUUCCCUGCAAAGUGGCAGCGUGUGUUCCUAGAGGGGACGGCGAUGGGGAGUUCAAGGAGGAGAGGUUUGCCUCACGGGUGGAAAUCGGCAGCAUGUCCCCGGCCAGUGUGAUGGCACUGGCUGCGGCAGAUCUGGCACUGAAGGACUCGGGGUGGUACCCCACCAGCCCUGAGGAGCAGCUGUCCACGGGGGUGGCUGUCGGGAUGGGCAUGGUACCCCUGGAUGAAAUCUCUCGCACCGCCAGCUUGUUUCAAUCUAAAGGUUACAACAAGGUCAGUCCUUUCUUCGUGCCCCGGAUCCUGCUCAACAUGGCCGCCGGGCACAUCAGCAUCAGGCACCGUCUGAAAGGCCCCAACCACGCCGUGUCCACAGCUUGCACCACGGGGGCACAUGCCGUCGGCGACGCCGCCAGGUUCAUCACUCAUGGAGACGCGCAAGCCAUGGUAGCCGGGGGCACAGAGGCCAGCGUUUGCCCGUUAGCCAUCGCGGGCUUUGCGCGGGCACGUGCCCUGAGCACCAGCUGGAACUCCGAGCCCAGGCUGUCCUCGCGGCCCUUUCACCCGGAGCGGGAGGGCUUCGUCAUGGGAGAAGGGGCUGCCUUGAUGGUGCUGGAGGAACAUGGGCAAGCAGUGGCCAGGGGGGCCAGGAUAUACGCUGAGGUGCUCGGCUAUGGGCUCUCAGGGGACGCCAGCCACAUAACCUCCCCCACUGCUGAUGGGGACGGGGCGUUCAGGUGCAUGUCUGCAGCUCUCCACGAUGCUGGGGUGAACCCAGAGGAAGUGUCUUAUGUGAACGCGCAUGCGACCUCCACACCACUAGGGGAUGCUGCUGAGAAUGCAGCCAUCAAAAGGCUCUUCGGGCAGCACGCUUACUGCAUGGCUGUGUCCUCCACCAAGGGGGCCACAGGCCACCUGCUGGGGGCAGCCGGCGCCUUGGAGGCGGCUUUCACCGCCUUGACGUGCUACCAUGCUACCCUGCCCCCCACGCUAAACUUGGACCGGACCGACCCGGAGUUUGACCUGAACUAUGUGCCCUGCACUGCCCAGCCGUGGAGGACAGAGGGCCGUCGGGUCGCCCUCACUAAUUCCUUUGGCUUUGGUGGUACCAAUGCAUCCCUGUGUCUCGCCAGCAUUUAAGGGGCCGCUUCCAGGAUCCGUCAUUUUUGUGUCCAGGGAUUUAGUUGCUGCGUAAUAAACUGCUCUUUCAUUUAUAAAUCCUCUUGAAUGCUGCGCUUUGCCAGGAGUGAGUUUGAAGCUAAAUCAAUUCACAAUUAGCAGGAAUAUUGAGUAAAACCAGGACAGUCUGCACCCUUGGCAGUAGAUGGCAGCAAUUUGCUAGAUGAAGCAGCAACUUCCAGUAGACAUUUACUUUAUUGUCCCUCUAAUACCAAAAAACAUGUGAACAAUGGUGCAGCACACUUGAAAUUGACUAAUAAACCGAGAUGAACUCU